AUAAGAGUAUAAAAAUCGCAACAAAUAUGUAGAAUUUUUAUUUUGGCCCGGAUCGGAAAUGUCGUCGCAGGGUAACGAUCCACGGUUGCCGUCGGCUGCGAAGCCGUACAAACCUCAGCCGGUAUCUACUCAAGAUCUUCCUAUGGACUACUCCGGCUUCAUCGCCGUCAUCUUUGGCGUUUUUGGUGCCAUGUUCCGAUACAAGAUCUGUUCGUGGCUCGCGAUAAUUUUCAGUGCUCAAUCACUUGCUAACAUGAAGAACAUUGAGACUGAUCUUAGGCAAAUCUCCAUGGCCAUGAUGUUCGGUAUUAUGGGGUUGGUGACAAAUUAUUUGGGUGUUGGCCCUCGAUCAAGCAAGAAAUAAAUUUCAUUUGACAUUUCCCAGCCACUUUAUGUUUCUGUUUUGGUUAUCAAAUCAGAGUAGAAAGUUUUUCACUUGUUACGAACUCAUAGAACUAGAGUACUAGACUGGAAACUUAGCUUGGUAUUGUCAUAAAAAUUUGCUUGGUUUCUAAUGAUAUUAUUUCAAGUUAAUUGCU
Molecule: messenger RNA, 539 nt
Organism: Ipomoea nil (Japanese morning glory)
Lineage: Eukaryota; Viridiplantae; Streptophyta; Magnoliopsida; Solanales; Convolvulaceae
Product: protein Asterix
Exons: 3
Coding region: 59-364 (101 amino acids)
Biological process (GO): protein insertion into ER membrane
Cellular component (GO): endoplasmic reticulum membrane
Molecular function (GO): protein folding chaperone
Source: RefSeq, a predicted model, not a curated record